ACCUGUUUCGCCUCCGUUCCAGUGCGCUCUCUCUGACCAACUCCUCGUUCCUAUCCACAGCAAAGCAAUCUCCCUCUUCUUCAACACCCGCUCUUCUCGCCUUCGUUCACUCAGGUACGACGCAGGAACAAGCUCGUUUGGAAGCGAAUCAGUUCGUGGGUUCCGCCGAACUGCUUUUGAUUCGCGAAGAUUUGAUUUGGCGGGGGUGAAUUGUACACAGAGAGAGAGAGAGAGAGAGAGAGAGAGAGAGAGAGAAGAAUGGAGUCGUCGUCCAUGGUGGAAAGAGCGCUCAAGUCCAGCUUCCGCAGCAAGGUGGAGGAGGGCCAACACGCGGCGGUCGAGGACUGCCUGCUCGGCCUCGGCGGCGCGUCCUCGGCCGCCUGCAACGACGAUUUCGCCGUCGACGACUUGUUCGACUUCUCUAGCGACAGUGAUGGGGAGGUCGAAGAAGAAGGAGAAGGAGGAGGUGAGGACGACGGCGAAGGGGAGGAAGCGAAGGACUCUGUCUCUGUUUCUUCGCAAGAGGGCGCUGACGAUUGCUCCAAUCUCGGUUCCUCUUCUCCGGCCUCCGGCGAGCCUAUCUUGACCGGUGAAUUGACCGUUCCGGAUGUUGUUAUAGCAGAGCUUGAAUGGUUGUCUCAAUUUGUGGAAGAUGAUUCCCCGCCCGAAUUCCCGACUUGUUACCUCGCCGGAAAAUGGAAACAAGAAAGCAGUGCCGAAAACCGGUCCGAGCCGGAACCCAGACCGGUUUUCAUGAGACCGCCCUGUUUUACUUCGCCUGUUCCGGUCAAGACCCGGACCAAACGGACCCGGCCCGCGAAGAAGGACCGACCACCGUCCUCCUCCGAGUCAUCUUCGUGCUCGUCGGAGAACUCGUCGAGCUCGUGUCUUUCUUUCACGAGCGUGCUCACGCACAUGGAAUUCGACCACGGCCGAAGCGAACCGGAGAAGAAGAAGAAGGUGAAAAAGACGAGGGGGCCGCCGGAUCAGGCCGGCCAGCUUCAGUUCCAGAGGCGCUGCAGCCAUUGCCAAGUGCAGAAGACCCCGCAGUGGCGGGCCGGCCCGCUGGGCCUGAAGACGCUCUGCAACGCGUGCGGGGUCCGGUACAAGUCGGGCCGGCUCUUCCCCGAGUAUAGACCAGCUUGUAGCCCGACGUUCUCGGUCGAAGCUCACUCGAACAGCCACCGGAAAGUGUUGGAGAUGAGGAAAAGGAAGGAGGUGGCCGGGAACGGAAUUGAAGGAGGCGGAUUGAAGUUGAACCGGAUGGUCACCAGUUUUUGAAGGGUCUGUUGGGUUAGGAGAAGAGGUCAUUCGAACCGGACCGGUUCAGUGGGUUUUUUUUUUCUUUAGUAUUAUACAUUUUUUUUUUCUAGAAGUAGCUACUAGCUAUUAUUUGCUUUUAGCGUAGGUUAGAUUAGACGGAGUGCAGGUAGUUUAAACUAAUAGUUUCUCAUUUACCUGGGAGACCAGAAUGAUUACGAGAUAUGGAUCUGGUUCGUCGUCUUUUAAAAGAUUAUUAUUGUAAUGUUAGAACUUACCAUGUAUGGCAUAUUUAGAAAAAGACAAUUAUUAGGUGGAUUUGUGUCGGAA
This is a messenger RNA of Syzygium oleosum, 1590 nucleotides long. Its product is annotated as GATA transcription factor 5-like. Gene Ontology annotation, biological process: positive regulation of DNA-templated transcription. Gene Ontology annotation, cellular component: nucleus. Lineage: Eukaryota; Viridiplantae; Streptophyta; Magnoliopsida; Myrtales; Myrtaceae. Bases 259 to 1281 code for a protein of 340 amino acids. The transcript has 2 exons. Gene Ontology annotation, molecular function: zinc ion binding; sequence-specific DNA binding. The record is from RefSeq and is a predicted model, not a curated record.